AUGGAAUUACCGGCCGAGACUUCGGUCGAUGGCGAGAAAAUUGGCUAUAUACAUGACGAAAAGGCCGCGCCUGUCCGUGAUAUCUUCGCAACGACAAGCUCGCCGCUCGUCUUGUCAGCGCUGGGCCUGCUCGCUGCUUCUGUAGAUCAAGAAACAGAGCAAGGAUCGACCGCCCAACGAAGUAAUGCAUGUCGAGAUGUAAUGUGA
Molecule: messenger RNA, 207 nt
Organism: Ramularia collo-cygni
Lineage: Eukaryota; Fungi; Ascomycota; Dothideomycetes; Mycosphaerellales; Mycosphaerellaceae
Exons: 5
Coding region: 1-207 (68 amino acids)
Source: RefSeq, a predicted model, not a curated record